CCCAGCCAUGAUGGCCAUAGAGUCUCGCUGCUACGCUAGAGCGGCCUAAAAGACCGGAAGCGGAAGCAGGAGAGGGCGGGGAAGGAAGAUGGCGGCGGUGGAGGAGGAAGCAGGCCUUGCCGGGUUUCUCCUGAGGGGGAUUCUCCUCUUCGCCGUGGCGGGCGGGUCCGUUUGGUGUAAUUCUGUGGAAAGGAAGAUCUACAUCCCAUUGAACCGGACGGCGACUUGUGUCCGCCUGUUAAACGCCACCCAUCAAAUCGGCUGCCAGUCUUCCUUGAAUGGCGACACGGGCGUCAUCCAUGUGGUGGAAGAGGAGGCGGACUUGAAGUGGGUCUUGGAGGAGGGUCCGCACGCCCCGUACGUGGUGCUCCUGGACGGGGAGCUCUUCACCGGGGAACUGAUGCAGAGGCUGAAAGGCAGCUCCAGGAUCUCCGGCCUGGCCGUGGCCAUCGCCAAGCCCAGCCCGUCCAGGGGCUUCUCUCCCGGGCUAAAGUGCCCCAACGACGGCUUCGGGGUGUACAACGGCAGCUAUGGCCCGGAGUUUGCGCACUGCAACGUUACCCCCUGGAACCUUCUGGGCAGCGGCCUUUCCUACCAGGACUUUGGCUUCCCUAUCUUCCUCCUGCAAGACCAGAAAGAAACUGAGGUCAUCAAAGAGUACUACAAGAAGCACAACCGGCCAGAGGGGGGCUCGCCCCCGGAGUACCCGCUCUGCGCCAUGCAGCUCUCCUCCCACAUGCACGCCGUCACCAGCACCGUCACCUGCAUGCGCCGCAGCGCCAUCCAGAGCACCUUCAGCCUCAACCCAGAGGUCGUCUGUGACCCGCUGACCGAUUUCAACGUCUGGAGCUCCGUGAAGCCCAUCAACGGGUCGGAGAAGCCGCCGCCCGACAGCGUCGUCAUGGCCGCCGCGCGGAUCGACAGCCACUCCUUCUUCUGGAACGUGGCCCCGGGGGCGGAGAGCGCGGUGGGCUCCUUCGUGGCCCUUCUGGCCGCGGCCGAAGCCAUCCACAAGGCCCCCGAAGCCCAGGCCCUGCCCAGGAACAUCCUCUUCGCCUUCUUCCAAGGGGAGACCUUUGACUACAUCGGCAGCUCCCGGAUGGUCUACGACAUGCAGAACGGGAAGUUCCCCAUCAAUCUGGACAACAUCCACUCCUUCCUGGAGAUCAGCCAGGUAGCGCUCCGGAAUGGUUCUGACCUCUGGAUGCACACGGACCCCGUCUCACAGAGGAACCACUCCCUCCAGUCGGCCGUCCAGGCGAUGGUGGGGACGCUGAAGAACGCGAGCGGGAGCACCAGCCUCUCCCUGCGCGAGAUCGGCCUGACACAGCCGCUGCCGCCUUCCUCCUUCCAGCGCUUCCUGAGGGGCCGGCCCAUCCCCGGGGUUGUCCUGGCCGACCACCAGACCACCUUCCACAACCGGUACUUCCAGAGCAUCUACGACACGGCCGAGAACAUCCGCCUGCAGUAUCCCGAGGGCCUGACGCCCGAGGAGGAACUCAACCACGUGACCGACCUCGCCAAGUCUCUGGCGGAAGUGUCUACGGUGGUGGCCCGGGCCCUCUUCCUUCUGGCCGGCGGGAGCAACGACAGCGCCCUGGCGGUCGAGGCCGAUCCCGAGACGGUCACGCGCCUGCUGUACGGCUUCCUGGUGAAGGCCAACAACUCCUGGUUCCAGGCCAUCGUGAAGCCCGAGGUCCAGCCCUAUCUGGGUGAUGACCCCCUGCAGUACUACAUUGCGGUCUCCAGCCCGGUCAACACCACCCUCGUGGUCCAAGCCGUCCUGGUCAACUUGACCGGCACACGCAUGAACGAGAGCGUCACCAAGGAACAGUGCCAGAACCUGGGCAGGGGGCCCCAGGCCGAUCUGUACGAGUAUUACUGGGCGCAGGGCCCGCUCUCCUCGAGCAAUGCUUCCUCUUCGUCUUCCGGGAAGCGUUCCCCGUGGUGCGUCCGCUCGGGCGUGGCCCUCUCGGUGGCCUCUUCUCCGGCCUUUGAGCUGGAGGACUGGGCCUCCCAGGAGUUCUCCACCUGGACCGAGAGCCGAUGGAAGGAGCUGCACGCACGCAUCUUCCUGGUGGCCAGCAGGCAGCUCGAGAUGGUGACGCUCUCGGUGGGGAUCCUGAUCCUGCUUCUCUCCUUCGGGGCCACCUACUUCAUCAACGCCAAGGCCGACCUCUUAUUCGGGGACGCGGGGGGCGGGACCUAUUGAGGAGCCCCACAACAACAACGACAACAACGACAACAACACUGGAAGCCCCUCCCCUUUCCCUCCUCCCUCCGCCUCUCUCGUUCCCUCCUUUUCUUUUUGCAAAAUUGGUCCACGAAGCGCGUGCUGUAUGUAAAUCAAGGCGGGUGUAACAUAUCCUUUUGUUUUUCCGACAACAACAACAACAAAAAUAAACAACGAGGAUCUUUUUGUACAUAUUAUAUAUGUAUAUAUCUAAUAGCCGGGUUUGAUUAAGAAUUAAAUGAGGACUUACAAAUUAA
This is a messenger RNA of Anolis sagrei ordinatus, 2490 nucleotides long. RefSeq names its product nicastrin (gene NCSTN). NCBI's taxonomy places the organism in Eukaryota, Metazoa, Chordata, Lepidosauria, Squamata, Anolidae. Gene Ontology annotation, cellular component: plasma membrane. The record is from RefSeq and is a predicted model, not a curated record. Gene Ontology annotation, biological process: Notch receptor processing; protein processing.